AACCACGACCAUGUACCGCGAACCAAAUCCAGCAUUCACCCAGUCGCUGCAGAAGAACGAAAUCCUGCGGGAUCUCGCCAUUUUUCGUGCAUCUGACAUAGAUCUCUCGAAGCUUAUUCCUGAUGAAAUUAAUAAAGAAACACGUCCCAGCGAGGGUGCUGACGCUGUUGAGGCGGAGGCUAUCAGGGUAUCCACCGAGCGUUCAUAUGAGUUUGUAAAGGAAACACGGGCGGUACUGGAUGCGUUCAAUAGAGGUGAUCCGGAGGCGCAAGGCAAGAAGAUAGAGGAAAUUCAAAGCAAGUUAGAAGAGGUGAUCAAGGAUUUAUCUAGUUUGAGACCUUAGGCAAAGAAUGCGCCGCUCCCCACAUCACCAUUCGCUGCUCGGUUCCAACCAAAAUUAUCGCUAUCAGUCAUAAGGUUAUCGCACAUAUCAAGCCCCAAGGAACAUCUGCUAUAUGGUCGGAUCUACCAAUUGUUGAAGCAUCAUAUGUAUGUUUC
This is a messenger RNA of Serpula lacrymans var. lacrymans S7.9, 498 nucleotides long. RefSeq lists its product as uncharacterized. The transcript is spliced from 3 exons. The record is from RefSeq and is a predicted model, not a curated record. The coding region runs from base 11 to 343 and encodes 110 amino acids. NCBI's taxonomy places the organism in Eukaryota, Fungi, Basidiomycota, Agaricomycetes, Boletales, Serpulaceae.